This is a messenger RNA of Musa acuminata subsp. malaccensis (wild Malaysian banana), 1925 nucleotides long. RefSeq names its product arogenate dehydratase/prephenate dehydratase 2, chloroplastic. Gene Ontology annotation, molecular function: arogenate dehydratase activity; prephenate dehydratase activity. Gene Ontology annotation, biological process: L-phenylalanine biosynthetic process. NCBI's taxonomy places the organism in Eukaryota, Viridiplantae, Streptophyta, Magnoliopsida, Zingiberales, Musaceae. Gene Ontology annotation, cellular component: cytoplasm; chloroplast. The record is from RefSeq and is a predicted model, not a curated record.
GAGUCAAAAAAACUGCUACUGAGGAGUGACCUAUCCUUCCCCAAUGGAUUUGAUGUAAAGAGAUCAAAGUCGCCGCUCGGCUUUAUGGACUCUCAGCAAUGACUUCACCGCUAAAUUACACGUAGAGCGACGCAUAUCGUCGCUGGUCUUCCGUCCCACCCAAGGACGCCAUUUUUGGUUCCCCUGCUCCCUUCUCUUGAUACCUACCCGCUGCCAACGAUCCCACCUAACUCUCUUCUCCACCGUGGAAAAAGCCCUGUCUUCCCCACUUCUUGAUCCGAAAUGCGCUGAUUCGGCCUUCGUGGGCUCUGAAUUGGGGAACAGAGGAUGGCUUCCCAGUCCCUGGCAGCGGCAACCGCUGGUCAUGGCGGUGCCCGUUGCGGUCGCCAUCAUGUGGGGUGGAGGGCUCUGCCGAACUUCGCGGCUCCGGAUUGGAGACGGGAGGGGGCGCGGGGCGGGAGAUUGCGUUGUGUCGGUGUCUGUCUGAAGCCCGUGGAAGAUGACAACUUGUCUCCGUCAGCGGCACCGGUGCCGGCGCCGCCUUCUCGGCUGUCGGCGGACCAGGCGGUCGAGGAAUCGAGAAAAUGGGGUCGCGAUUCGGGUUUGCUUCCAAAGCCAUUGUCAUUGACUGAUCUCUCUGUUACUGAGAAAGGAUCUAAAGUACGUGUAGCAUAUCAGGGUUUACCUGGUGCAUUCAGCGAGGCCGCUGCCCUGAAAGCAUACCCACAGUGUGAAGCUGUUCCAUGUGAACAGUUUGAGGUUGCAUUCAAGGCUGUAGAACUUUGGUUAGUCGAUAAAGCAGUUCUUCCAAUUGAGAAUUCAAUGGAUGGAAGCAUUCAUCGGAAUUAUGAUUUGCUUCUAUGCCAUAAUUUGCACAUUGUGGGUGAGGUGCAGUUGUCUGUCAACCACUGUCUUUUAGCUUUACCAGGUGUGAAGAAGGAUGAGUUGAAACGCGUAUUAAGCCACCCACAGGCACUUGGCCAAUGUGGAAUUGCAUUGAGCAAAUUGGGUGUUAUUCGAGAAAGUGUCGAUGACACUGCUGGUGCUGCUCAGCUGAUAGCUUUAAAAGGUUUAAGGGAUGCAGGAGCAAUUGCAAGUGCCCGAGCUGCAGACAUCUAUGGGCUUCAUAUACUUGAGGAAAAUGUGCAGGAUGUCCCAAAAAAUGUUUUAAGGUGUCUUGUUCUUGCUCGUGAACCUAUACUUCCCAGGACUGAUAGGCCCUUUAAGACUAGCAUAGUGUUCACUCUUGAAGAAGGUCCUGGAGUAUUAUUCAAAGCACUGGGGGUUUUUGCUCUGAGGAAGAUAAAUUUGACAAAGAUUGAGAGCAGGCCCCAAAGGAAUAACCCUCUUAGGGUUGUUGAUGACCUGAACCAUGGUACAGCCAAGUACUUCGAUUAUCUAUUCUAUAUUGAUUUUGAAGCAUCCAUGGCUGAGCCUCGUGCACAGAGUGCUUUGUCCAACCUCCAGGAAUUCGCGACCUUCCUUCGUGUGCUUGGAUCUUAUCCAAUGGACACAACUCUGUAACUGUGUCGACAUCUUGCAGCUUGAUUCUUCCUAGCAGCUUGAAAUCGAGAAUGUACCUAAAGCCAUGAAAAGAAAGUGUGGUUAUAACAUUUGCGUCCUCCAGGAGUCGAAGUAUUUGGAAUCCUAUUUCCAUUAGGUGAUAAAUUUUACUUGUUUGAAGUUCUUUUUAGUUCUUUGCUGCCCGAAAGAUUCAGAAAAGCACAUCAUCCAUGCAGGAGAGCACCUGAUAAUUGAACAUGCACAUCAUUGUACUUUCGGCAAUAGCCAUAUAGUGAUUGUUAGAAAACCUCAAGGUUUAUAUCUUCUAGUUUUUCAUUAAUAAGUAUAAAAUAUAUGUUUGUGAACAUCAGAUCCAGACUGAAACUAUUACAAUUCUUUAAGACUGAUUUAUACUGUUCUUA